AUGAAUCCCUUUCUGGUCCUUACAAUAAUAAUACCAGCCACCUUUGCAGCUUGUAACCCAAAUUUCAAUACAAAAUUAGGUCCUUGCAUUGGCUGGUGUGAGCAGAUUGGGAUACCAAACCCGAGCCCCAACAACACUCCUGACGUAAUCUCUCAAUGCAUCAAGGCAGCCUGCGACACUUGCAUACCCUAA
Bipolaris zeicola 26-R-13 is the source of this 192-nucleotide messenger RNA. RefSeq lists its product as uncharacterized. The record is from RefSeq and is a predicted model, not a curated record. Bases 1 to 192 code for a protein of 63 amino acids. The transcript has a single exon. NCBI's taxonomy places the organism in Eukaryota, Fungi, Ascomycota, Dothideomycetes, Pleosporales, Pleosporaceae.